AUGGAGAAGGCAGCACCGCUCAGCAGCAAUCCGGUCAUCCAGGAAGGCCCGAAGGCAGAGCCGCCUGUUAUGGUGGACGACGUGGAGUCUGGAAAGGAGCUGCAGAAUGAAGCUGUCCAUGCAGACUACAAUCAGCACAAAUCCGCAGCCGACAAGGCUUUGCUCUGGCGGCAGGAUAUCCGUAUCAUGCCGAUCACCAGUUUGUGCUAUUUGCUUUGUUAUCUCGAUAGGUCGAAUAUCGGAAAUGCCAAAGUUCUGAAUGCAGAUGAGCGCCAUGACCUGCUAUCCGAGACCAACAUGACAAACUACCAAUACACCAUAGCUCUGAUGGUGUUUCUGAUAGCGUAUACCAUUUUCGAGGUGCCUUCGAAUUAUCUGCUAAAAAAGGUAAAACCUUCGAGGUGGAUAAGCUUUCUGAUGUUUUCCUGGGGAGCCAUUACCAUCGGUCUUGGAGGUUCUCAUAACUUCGCCACGGUCACUGCCGUCCGGUUUCUGCUCGGUAUUUUUGAAGCGGGCCUCUUCCCUGGCCUCAUCUAUUACUUCAGAGCGUUCGGCGGCGCAAUUGCGUACGGGGUGGGGUACAUGAACGGUACCUCCGGAAUGUCUGCCUGGCGUUGGUUAUUCAUUCUCGAGGGUAUUCCGUCAUGCGCCUCAGCGGUCUUUAUCUGGUUCGCCUUACCUGACUACCCGGAAACCGCGAGCUGGCUGUCUAGCGAAGAGAAGGCCUUGGCAGCUGAUCGCUUGCGCCUCGACGGAUCUCAGGGUGGCGCAAAAAGCAUGACCUGGAAAGACGCGAAAGAGACGCUGACUGAUUGGCGUUUGUAUCUGCACUACGCGCUAUACUUCGGUAUCUCGGCACCAUACAGUGCCCUGAGUUUGUUUGCGCCGAGUAUAACGGCCGGCCUGAACUACAAGGGGCUGAAGGCCCAGCUCAUGACCGUGCCGCCAUACGCGGUCGCGUAUGUGGUUACGGUGGCCGUGGCUUGGUCCGCGGAUCAUUUUAAUGCGCGCGCCCUCCAUUCGGCUUGCCUUGCCACUAUCGGCGCAGCAGGCUUCCUAGCUUCAGCAACCCUCGCCCCGGAUGCUUAUCUGCAACGCUAUGGCUGUCUGAUCGUUGCCACCUCGGGUACCUUUUCAUGCAUCCCCCCACUCCUUGGCUGGCUCUCUUCGAACAUGUUCAACACAGCAGCCACGGGUCUUGCCAUUGCACUGAAUGUAUCUUUCGGGGCACCGGGCCAGAUUACAGGGGUGUGGAUCUACAAGGCCGAGGAAAAGACCAAAGGCUAUCCUACCGGGCACUUUGUGAAUGCGGGGCUGCUCUUCUUCGUGGCUGUUGGAGGACUGGCCCUGCGCUUCUAUUACCGCAUGUUGAACCGCAAGACGCUGAGGGAGGGCGGGGACAGGUUCUAUGUGUACUGA
Messenger RNA from Lasiodiplodia theobromae, 1419 nucleotides. RefSeq names its product MFS transporter. The transcript is spliced from 9 exons. Lineage: Eukaryota; Fungi; Ascomycota; Dothideomycetes; Botryosphaeriales; Botryosphaeriaceae. Gene Ontology annotation, biological process: transmembrane transport. The record is from RefSeq and is a predicted model, not a curated record. Gene Ontology annotation, cellular component: membrane. Bases 1 to 1419 code for a protein of 472 amino acids. Gene Ontology annotation, molecular function: transmembrane transporter activity.